AUGGAACCCAUCCGCGCCCGUAAACGACCCACUCCGGCGCCGGCAGCAGAAAGGUCGCUCCGGUCUGCCGACAAGGAGGCCUCCGACCGCACCCAGCUCGCCGGUUUCACAGAUCUGCCCGCAGAAAUCCACCUUCUCAUUUCCAAGCAACUCAUCUACCCCGACGCCCUCUCACUGAAACACACCAGCAGCUACUUCUACUACCUCGUUGACACGGGCGUACGACUCAAGGUUGAGUGGCUGAUGGAGCGCCGCAUGCUUCAUCUUGAGUGUCCAAACGAUAAACGGUGUGACCUUGGCAGCGACCUACGUUUCUGUAGAGGCAGUGUCCCUACUACCCGCGCUUUUAUACGCGCCUAG
This is a messenger RNA of Colletotrichum costaricense, 360 nucleotides long. RefSeq names its product F-box domain-containing protein. The transcript is spliced from 2 exons. The coding region runs from base 1 to 360 and encodes 119 amino acids. The record is from RefSeq and is a predicted model, not a curated record. NCBI's taxonomy places the organism in Eukaryota, Fungi, Ascomycota, Sordariomycetes, Glomerellales, Glomerellaceae.